AUGUCUGAAUUAGGAGAUAGUCAAAAAAGAAAAUUAACAAGUUAUUGUGUUAAAAAAAGGAAUAUAAAAAAAUUUGUUGAUAAUUUGGAGAUAGAAAAAUAUUCUUUUCGAAAAAAUUUAGUUAAAAAUGAAAAUUUAUGUUUAUUAAGUGAUUUUUUGGAAGAAGAAGAAGGGUUUGAUGAAAAAAGUAUUAUUAAAAAUGAUUUUCAAAAUUACAAUUAUUAUCCAAUGGAUUGUGGAAUUUCUAAUAGAUUAAAAAUUAUUUCAAAUAAAUCUUUUUGGUGGAUGAAUGAUAUUAAUGAAGAUAAAAAAGUUGCUGUUCCAAUGCAAAUAUAUGAAUUAGAUACUAUGCUGGAAAAUAAAAUUAUUGGAAUAAAAAAAACUUUGACAUAUUAUAUGUUUCCUAGUAUUCCUGGUGUUCAAUCUUUUCCAAGAUUAUAUAAUGAAACAAAAGAUUAUCAAUUGUCAAGUAAGAAGUUUAAUGUUGAUGAUAAAACAUUUGAUCAAAUAAUGAUCCAAUGGAAUUUAUGUUUAGAAGAAAAUAUUUAUUUGUGGAGAAUGAAAAAGAUAACUUUUUUUUAUAUAUUUACCUCAUUUUAUACAAUAUAUUUUGGUAAUGAUCAAAAGAUAAUAUUAAAUGGGAGUACAGCAUGUUGUAGAAAAAGAUUAAAUGAAGUAAAUAUUUCUUAUGAUAUUCCAGCAUCGUUAGAAAAAUUAAAAAAUCAAUUAAAUAAUGAUAAGGAUGAAAAAAAUAUUCCUAUUGAAAAUAAUAAAAAAAGUAAAAUUGAUGAGGCUAAAAAAUCUAUGGAGGAAAUUGAAACAAUAGAAUUAAACGAAUUAAAAGGAACUUAUCCAGUUUUAAUAAAUUUAAAAGAUUUAGAAAAUUUUAUCACUCUUCUUAAAGAUAAAACUUUUAUCAUACCUAAUUAUGGUAUUCAUUGUCAUCUACCACCUACUAUUGUAUCUUCAAACCCAUUUUGCAAUAGUACUAUCAAAGAAUUAACAAUAACUUCAAGAAUUGUAAAACCUUUAGAAAAAGAUUUUGAAUAUCAUAUUGAAAUUGAUAAUGGUCCAAUUUUUCCAUCUGUUGGAAUUGAAAUUAUUAAAUAUUUGUACAAUACUUCUACUAAUGAUAACACUAGUGUGGAGAUUCAUUUUUAUGGAAAAGAAAAUUAUUAUGGCUUGAAUUCAUUUUUUGAAGGUGCUGUUAAUAUACUUACAAGUUAA
Strongyloides ratti is the source of this 1227-nucleotide messenger RNA. RefSeq lists its product as hypothetical. Gene Ontology annotation, biological process: nuclear DNA replication. NCBI's taxonomy places the organism in Eukaryota, Metazoa, Nematoda, Chromadorea, Rhabditida, Strongyloididae. Gene Ontology annotation, cellular component: nucleus. The transcript has 4 exons. The record is from RefSeq and is a predicted model, not a curated record. Bases 1 to 1227 code for a protein of 408 amino acids.